This is a messenger RNA of Puccinia triticina, 711 nucleotides long. RefSeq lists its product as uncharacterized. Bases 1 to 711 code for a protein of 236 amino acids. Lineage: Eukaryota; Fungi; Basidiomycota; Pucciniomycetes; Pucciniales; Pucciniaceae. The record is from RefSeq and is a predicted model, not a curated record. The transcript has 3 exons. Gene Ontology annotation, biological process: fungal-type cell wall biogenesis; carbohydrate catabolic process. Gene Ontology annotation, molecular function: mannan endo-1,6-alpha-mannosidase activity.
AUGGCGAGCCUUAUCACCUUCCUGCAGCGAGCCAUGGUCAAGCACAAGCGGACUCACAUGCGGAACUUGAUUGCCAGUUUCAACCCCGAACAGCGCUGCAAAUCGCCGACAAUACUUGAACCAAACUUAAUUCUCAACCACAACUCAGAGAAGUCGUAUCUGGAAAUACAAGCCGGCCAGAAGGUGUCGAACGUGGUCACCGAGACCUGUGAGCCGGGGGCGAAAUGCAACCGGGACCAGCAGGGCUUCAAGGCGAUCUAUCUGCGCAACCUAGCGUACACCUAUCGGGAGGCGACGUCCGACCAAGUGAAGGGUGCGAUCAAGUCGACAAUCGAUGCGUCGGUUGCAGCCAUGGUCCAGUACUCAUGCGACGACGAUUGGUUCUGUAACGGCAACUGGACCGCCAAUGCCACCCCUGUCAAAUACGUCCGCUCCCAGCACGUUGCCGCAGCCCUGCUCAUCUCCGCCCUUGGCGUCCAUCUCAGCCCGGAAGGCGGUCUGUUGCCUAAGAUCACCCCCGGCCAGCUCACCGAUACCACUAACGGCGCCGCCGGUCUCGGCUCCGGUGGCACUAAAAACCCCGGCAAAGUCACUAGUAAACCCCUUGCUGCCGCCUCCGGACUCAAGGUCACCUUCUCCUCUAUCUUCCUCGGACUGUUCACGGUUGCAUUCUCUACAUCCAUCUUUGACCCGCUCACCUUCAUACCUUAA